This is a messenger RNA of Laetiporus sulphureus 93-53, 2352 nucleotides long. RefSeq lists its product as uncharacterized. Bases 180 to 2267 code for a protein of 695 amino acids. Gene Ontology annotation, molecular function: protein binding. The transcript has 9 exons. The record is from RefSeq and is a predicted model, not a curated record. Lineage: Eukaryota; Fungi; Basidiomycota; Agaricomycetes; Polyporales; Laetiporaceae.
UGUGGUCAGUGGCCAAAGGUGAAGGAACAUAUAAAGGGCUGUCCUCGCUUCUGCAAUUUCUUGCAUCGAUUCCCUCUUGAUAUCGUUCUCCGUUGCUGCUGUUUUGUGCCCUAUCUUGCAACUUGAGGAAGCAUCAACACCUGUAACGAGCAAAUCAUUUCUCACUUAAUACAAUUGUCAUGGCUCCACAAACGCGCAGACAGAAACGGAUGCUUGAGAUGGAGGUCGCGGUUCCGCCACCUCCGAAACGUAGUAGAACAGCUUCGGCGGAGCAGCCGCAACAGGCUUCGCCACCCCCACCACCACCUCCUCAAGACGUAUUAGGACUGAUCGAUAUGCCGUAUGAUGUUCUCUUGCAGAUACUCCAAGAGCUGUGCCCGGCGGACCUGUUGAGCCUCGCUAGGGCAAACAAGAUUAUGCGGGCGACGCUGCUAAGCAAGACAGCGCGGCCAAUAUGGAGAGAUGCACUAGCACAGUACUCGCAGAACUCUCAUCUCCCUCCCUGCCCUGCGUGGCUCAGCGAGCCAGGUUAUGUGGAACUCGCGUUCGGACUGGACUGUCACAAGUGCGGCAGGAAGCAAUGCAGCCCCGGAGACACGAUUUGGCAGUUCGCAGCCAGAUACUGCCGUAAAUGUUUUCCGUCGAUGGUUACCAACCGCGAUGAGCUUCAGAGGAAAUCUUCGUCGAGAUAUACUGUCCUGAACAAGUUGCUUCCCGUAUGGCGUACAGAGAAACACGUAUACUACGUUCACACCAUUGAUGUACAAAUGUUGACCGCGAAAGAGUCAUUUCUCGAGAGCACCGAAUUGUCGACUGAGCUCAAGGAUCGCAAAACUAAUCGAGAGGAUGUCGGAGCCCUCGAAAAGUGGUCGAAAGACAGCGACCUCGUAUACCGCGAGAAGGCAACCCUGUUGAGAGGACGACGGAUAGAAGCUAUUGUAGAGCGCUUGAAAGUUAUGGGAUACGAACGCGAUGUCGCAGACUUGGGAGAAGAUUACUACGUAUUGCAACAGUUUCCGCCAGCGGGUAUCCCCGGAGAGUUGGAUGAUGCAGAGUGGGAAGAAAUCAAACCUGCGAUCAUAGAGCUCAUGAAGGAAAGGCAGAAGAUUCGUCAUUUCUGCGAGAAAGUGGAACUCAUCCAGCAGACGUGUCUAUCCGUUCUUGAGCGAGCCUUGUCGGAGUUGGGCACCGCGGACGCGCUUAAAGAACCAUUUCCUCACCCAAUGGACGUGGCCAGGUAUGAGGAGGUGCAAAAUGUGCUUGAAGGGCCAGGCGGCAUGACCGCAAAGCUUACAGCGUUGCGUAGAGUGCUGCCUAAGCAAAUUCGGGCCUGGAAGCGGGGUGUCCAAACAGCAUUGCAAGAGCGGGUUGGAAGUGCCGUGAAGAUUCCUCGCGUGUGCAGCCACAGCAAUCAUCUUCGACCACUUCAUAUGCAGCCGGCCAAGCUGGUCUUCAAGUGCUUGGACUGCGAUUGCCUCAGGCACUGGCCUGCUGUCACGGCGCACAGCCACCCAACUGCCGAAAACGAGCGGCAUCAGCGUCGUCCUUCCGAGCACAUGCGCAAGCUUCAUGGUGAACUGCCGACAAUCACAGGCUCCGCGUACACGGCGGCCGUUUACGGACGUUACGACCGUGGACAGUGGAGCGCGGACGACUUCAUUUACUGCGGGCGCCGCGCCGUCAACGUUUUCAGGGCAUGCUUGCAGGACCCUAAUAAUGUCACAAUUGGCGAUAUGGACGCAUUAAAUGUGAGGUUCUCGUGCGCUCUAUGUCAUGCGAAGUCACCGAGGACCAAGAUGAUCUGGAGCUGGCGGGACGCGAUCCAUCACUGUGCUGAUGAACAUGAUGAAAUGAAUGGGGCUCGGCUUACGUGGAAUCUAGUAAAUCUUGAAGAGACAGCAAUCGUCAAGAAGAAGCAGGCGGCCCGGAACAGGCAGUCAAGAAUGGAGUAUUCAGAUGCCGAACCAUGGAUGUGCACACAUUGUUACAGGGAGAUGAAAGACGGUAUACUUAUGACCAAGGAAGUGGCAGCCAGGCACGUCAAGAGAGUACACGGCGUUCAAAAACUGGGUGCCGAAGACAUUGUCAUCAAUCCAGAUAGGACUCCGUACUGGCCGCGAGCUGUUGAGCUGAUUGAUGACGGGCUAACCCGGUGGGAAGUAGAAGAAAUAGAAUCAGAAGAAAAGAUUGCGGAUAAACUAGCAGCGCUGAUUCCGCGACAUCUAAGUCCGUCUUGGAAUUGGCCGCCGCCGCACCGGCGGUACUAGUGUUAUCUCGUUCAUACUGUCAUUCCACGAACGAUACCAUAAUGCGAUGCAUCUAUUGUUUAAUGUCAAUAUAUUGGAUGUCUAC